Molecule: messenger RNA, 3783 nt
Organism: Harpia harpyja (harpy eagle)
Lineage: Eukaryota; Metazoa; Chordata; Aves; Accipitriformes; Accipitridae
Gene: ANKS3
Product: ankyrin repeat and sterile alpha motif domain containing 3
Exons: 18
Coding region: 392-2392 (666 amino acids)
Cellular component (GO): cilium
Molecular function (GO): protein binding
Source: RefSeq, a predicted model, not a curated record
CCCAGAAUGAAUCAGCCUGAGGAAUUAAACUGGCUAGAAAUUAUCAGGAAAAAGAAAAGAAUACUUUAUGUUGUCUUUGCUGCCCAACUUAAUAUAUAGUGGGACCAGGCAAACCCCAGAAGUGCUGCAUGGUGGGCAAUGAGACUACAGGGAGGGGAAAGUGCUUCCUGUUGGAUUGACUUGGAUGUAGCCUGAAACUGCAGCUGAAGACCUCAGAUGAUAGAUGCAGCUGUGUUGAACAGCUUUUUAUGAAGUGCCAAACAAGAACACUCUCCUUGUAUUCAAGUCCCAGAGUCCACUGCAGCAAGAAAGAACUGCCAGCAAAAACUCCUCAGCAAGUCUUGCUGCUUCAGGCUAAGGAGGUGAUCAAAGUAGAGUUACUCAGGGCGGGAUGUCAGAGCUGAGUGAUGAAGCCAGCGAGUCGGAGCUGCUGAGCCGCAGUCUUUCCAUGUGGCAUGGGGUUGGUCAGAUGAUCUGUCGGGAAGAGCUGGAUGUUCCCCUGGACUUGCAUACAGCCUCCUCUGUCGGCCAGUAUGAAGUGGUGCAGGAGUGUAUUCAGUGUGGAGAUCUGGAUUUAAAUAAGAGGAAUUGUGGUGGCUGGACUCCACUGAUGUAUGCCUCCUACAUUGGCCAUGACACCAUUGUGCACCUGCUGCUGGAAGCGGGAGUGAAUGUGAACAUCCCAACACCAGAAGGGCAGACGCCGCUCAUGCUGGCCUCCAGCUGUGGAAAUGAAAGUGUUGCUUACUUUCUUCUACAGCAAGGCGCAGAGCUGGAGAUGAAGGAUAUUCAUGGCUGGACUGCGUUAUUUCACUGCACCAGUGCCGGACAUCAGCAGAUGGUCAAGUUCUUACUGGACAAUGGGGCAAAUGCCAACUGCAAGGAGCCUGUGUACGGAUAUACACCUCUGAUGGAAGCAGCUGCUUCUGGCCAUGAGAUAAUUGUUCAGUACCUUCUCAAUCAUGGAGUGAAGGCAGAUGUCAGAGAUAACACUGGAGCUACAGCACGGACACUGGCCAUGAAGUAUGGACAUACAAAGAUUGUGGGACUGAUAGAUUUGCAUGCAGCCCCAGUGCCCAAGGUCUUCUGCAGGGGUCCAGGAAAAUAUGAAGAGCUGAGUUCCUCAGAUGAAUCAUAUUCUGCUCCCCAGAGACAGAGACCUGUUCGUAGGACCAAGGGUCCCAGCAUCCAUGACGGACCCCAAGCUUUGGCUAAGAUAACAGCAGUUGGAAUCGGGGGAAAGAAGCAGUCUCGCUAUGAGCAGGUCCCUCCUCAGGGCUAUGUUACCUUCAAUGAUGAUGGCAGCUGUGAAGCAGACAAUAUCCGGAAUCGGGAUGUUACCUCUCCAAUUAAUGAGCAGGAUGUGGAGAGCAGCAGCAGCAGGGAGGAUAACAUUUUUUUCACCAACAACUUGGCAACCGUCAGGAGCAGCAGCAGCAGCAGUGAAUGCCUGACCAAACCCCUGGGAGUCAGCAGUGAAGGCUCCUUGGAAAGCAAUGAGGAUUCUGACCAUGCAAACAGUCCCCCUAGUCGGAAACAAGCCAAGAGCUUUAAGAUCAAGAACCGCUACAGCAACAGUGAUAGCCAGUGGACCCACUGCCCAGGGAAAGCUGGGGGCUCUAGUCAGCACCUAAUCCUUCCUGAGCCUCCUGCCUAUACAGGGCCCCAGGACCUGGCAACAUUCCUUGAGCAGAUUGGGUGCCUGAAGUAUCUGCAAGUGUUUGAGGAGCAAGAUGUUGACCUCCGGAUCUUCCUGACCCUCACAGAGAGUGAUCUGAAGGAAAUAGGCAUCACUCUGUUUGGACCCAAGAGGAAGAUGACCUCUGCCAUUGCCCGAUGGCACAGCAAUGCUCGGCCGCCCAGUGAUGCCCUGGAGCUGGCCUACGCAGAUCGGCUGGAGGCUGAGAUGCAGGAAUUGGCCAUUCAGCUGCACAAGAGGUGUGAAGAGGUGGAGGUGAUGAAGGGCCAGGUGUGCCAGGAGCAGAAGCUGCGUGCAGUGGCUGAGAGCUGUUUGAUGGAGCGGGAUGAGACCUGGAAUGCCAUACAGUGCCAGCUCAAAGAGGCUCAGGCCAUCACCAAGGAUGCUGGAGUCCUGCUGGAUCAGAUCAAAUCCUGUCAAGCAGAGCUGUCCUCCCGGCUAACCCAAGAGCAGGCAGUCAGCAGAGUGCUGGACACAAAGGUGCAGCUGGGAACUGGUGAGAGCAGGCGGCCUGGUGAGCGUCCAGUACUGGAAGGAUGGCCACCUUCCUUGAAGUCUCUGAGCUUGCCUGAGCUGUCAGCUGUCCUAGAGGAGUGUGUAGGAGAAAUGGGAAAAGCUCUGCAGACUGUGACUCAAAACCUCCAAAGGCUCCAAGCCCCAGGCCAGAGAGGGCAGAGCUGGCUAGAGCCGUAACAAAGCAGGAGGGAAUACUGACGUCGGGUGACUGUUCCACCCGGAAGCUGAGUGUGCCUGAGAGAAUGAGCGCGAGGGUCGUGCUGGCAGCACUGCAGCUCUGCUGAGGGUGCUGCAGCAGCUGGUGGAUGUGUGGAAGAAGGUCUCAGCCAUCAGAGAACAUGCCUGGGAGAACGAGGGGCAGCAGAAGACAACCCAGCAGCUCUUUGGGCCUGACUGUUGUCUGGGUUCCCAGGAUCAUUGUUGUUCAUACCAAAACGUUAGGUUAAGAGGAGAAGCACUGAGCCCAGAAGUUUUAUCUGUCUUAAGCUUCCUGCAGCCCUUGUCAUUCAGGGCUGUGUGGUGUUAAAAGGUUGACAGUUACCCAAAGCUAUCAAUUAAUUAUCCUCUUCUGCAUCCCAUCCUCCCCAAGGCCUCUGACACUUACCCUGGCUGCUCCUAUGCCACGUGGAUCGGCACAGAAAAUGUAUCUGAGGCAGUAAGGAAGGUAGGUUUGUUGUGGAUGGGUAAAGUGAGUAGAGUUUGUAAUGUUUGGCUUAUUAAGCUGCAGCAAGUCUCAUGCAGCCCUAAUCUCUAGCUGGAAUGUCUGCUCUACUGCCAUCCCAGAUCUGUGCUUCAAAACCUUUCCUCCAACCAGCCCACCCUGGUUUGCUUCGGAUUCUUGCCCUCCUCAGGGGUUGUUUGUGAUCAUGUGAUUUAGUCCCAAAGAACUCGUUUUUGUGGUAAAUGCUUUAUGGCAGAGACUGUCGGUCUGGUUUGUCAGUGCCAAGAUCCCAACACUGACAGUGGUUGCAAAGCAGAUGUUCUCCUGGAAGGACAUAAGAGAGAACGAAGAGCUUGAGACUGUUCAUUCUUCUGUGCCUCUGGCAAGCAGCAGAGUGCCAAGGCAGGCAGAACAAGAACGGAGGGAUAGAUCUGUCCCACAUGGGAGAUGGGCAAAAGAAAUCACAUCCCAGACGUAGCUGCGGUGCAAAGCUUUGGUCCUCAACUGCUGCCUGCCUUUGAUUUCCAGGCUUUAGUGUUUAGGAACAGUUCUGCCAAGGCAUUCUCAUGUUGGCGGUGUGGGCGUUUUCAAAGGGCAGACAAGUGGUGCAGGAAGAGACCGCCUUUCCAGGAGACUGCUCCAUCUCUUGGAGCUGGGUGAGCAGCCACAAGGGCUCUGGUGGCAGUUACGUUGAUGUAAAAUGGUUUCUAGUGCCUCUCUGUUCCUGUGUAUUGCUGAGUCUUGUGGAGGGCAGGGAAACCAACAAUCAACAAAACCUGAAGUCUGUGAGAGAUGGCCUUGAUAAGUCUGGAAAAGUAUCUUUGGGAAGAGGAAGAAACUGUGUGUUCCUGCUGAUUUUUGGACCUUGAUCACAGAUGCCAAAAUACAAAAAUCCAUUCUGGCUCCA